GUUUGUUCCACCUCAUGCGGCAACAAGGCAAGCCGAUCUUACCGCACCGACUGCCGCCUCGGGUUAAGAUGCGCGUUGUAAUGUAUGGGGUAUCUCGCUUGGGUGCCGAUCGGCGUGCGCACGGUGCCGUGCGCCCCGUGACGCUGGCGCGGCCACCUCCCGCUCAAUGUCCGCUGGGCGUUUAUGCGAUUGCGCCGCCAGCGGCUACUCGGCAGGGCAUCGGUGAGAGAGAGAGAGGGCGGUGGGCGUUUCGAGAAACACUCUUCUGGGAGCGAGCGUCAGAAGCGUUCUUACGGACGGUUCGUGGUUUGCGUGCUGCCCCUGUUGAUCCUUGCUGUUACCAGAUUUGGACUUGGAUGCCUAGUUUCUAAAACGAGACGGUCGAGGGUUCUGUGCCCCUCGUCGCGGAUGCCGCCGGCAGCCUUGUCUUGCAGCUGUUUGCUUAGGAACGUCUUUUGCCUUCUCCAGCUCCAUUGUCGCCACCGUAUCUCUCAACCACGCCACCAUAACCGUUGCUGUUAUUCACCGACUGUCCACAUGCUCUUGGCCGCAUGUUCACCUCCGUCCGUACAUGCGUCCGCGUCCGGUUCCGCCAAGGCACAUACCCGCAGCGAGGCCCCGCAAAGUCGCGGAGGCUCAGGUGACGAUGCGCGACAGCGUGGCGGGCGGCUUGUGAUGUGGGUCUGCGCGCGUGCUUGACGGGAUGACGCGAGCGGGCGAGGCCGGAAGCCAUCAAGUGCGCUGGCAUGGGGUUCUAGAAUGCGACUGGCGGGAAUUGCGUGUGCGCAAGAUUAGAGCAUUGCGUUA
Aplosporella prunicola CBS 121167 is the source of this 807-nucleotide messenger RNA. RefSeq lists its product as uncharacterized. The transcript has a single exon. Bases 184 to 699 code for a protein of 171 amino acids. NCBI's taxonomy places the organism in Eukaryota, Fungi, Ascomycota, Dothideomycetes, Botryosphaeriales, Aplosporellaceae. The record is from RefSeq and is a predicted model, not a curated record.